Messenger RNA from Haemonchus placei, 432 nucleotides. The record is from the annotation of a GenBank genome assembly. NCBI's taxonomy places the organism in Eukaryota, Metazoa, Nematoda, Chromadorea, Rhabditida, Trichostrongylidae.
AGUCAUGAGCUGAAACUGGGAACCAGUGGAUACCUUCCGAAUGAGAAGGGAGAUUACAAGGUGAGCAUGCGGCACGAAGAUUACAAACUAACAGUGAUCGAUCCAAAGGUGCGCUCCAAUGCUAACAUGCCUUUGCACUCAACUACAUUACCAGAUGCUAAACGGGAGAUAGCUGGCGAUUUUCCCAGUCAACACUCUAAACGCAGUUUAAUCAAACUCGAGCCACUCGAACAAAGACGAUUCAAGAGCACAGAAUCUCGUCCAAUUACUACAAGCAAUUAUCUGACAGAAAGUGUCGAACGACAUCGUGAAAUGGAAGCCAGUCGUCUUAGAGAUUACCUCAAAGCAAAGGAGAGCGAUGCAAAUAAACCUUGGAACAAACCCGGAUGGCCUGGGCCAAAGGUAAACCCGUCUACGGGACUGCACAAUUAG